Cuscuta europaea is the source of this 3181-nucleotide messenger RNA. NCBI's taxonomy places the organism in Eukaryota, Viridiplantae, Streptophyta, Magnoliopsida, Solanales, Convolvulaceae. The record is from the annotation of a GenBank genome assembly.
CCGGCCGAGUAUUUGUCAAAUCAAAUCUUUUUCACAUGUUCUUGUGUUCUUCUACACGUUCGUUUGCUCGAAAUCACUUCAUACCUGAUCGGGUAUAGGGGAUACCCGACCGGAUAUUUGCUAAUUUCGCAGCAACUUCCUCUUUCACUUCAUACCCGGCCGGGUAAAGGCAUAUCCGACCGGGUUUUGCACAAAACCUCAGGUUUUCUCAACCUUCUUGUUUCCAAACCUAUCCUAAACUUAUAGCCCAACUAACUACAACUAACAACAAACAAUAAAAUGUUAAAAAUACGAUUACAAUCAAAUGCAAACUAACAACUACAAACUUGCAUAACACUAGCAAAUAAACAUUACAAACGAUAAUAAAAAUGUACACUUAGACACUAACAACUAGUGCGUAUCAGUAAGUCAAGCCACAAUGGCUACCUCAGCAAAAGAAACAGCAUUAACCUCUGUUGCUGCACAUGUUGAGGAGGUGGAUAACUCUGGUAUGUAUAAUUCUAACCCUACUAAAAAUAGCAGUUGGAUCAUCGACACAGGAGCAACCGAUCAUAUGACCAAUGACCCAUGUAAACUUGUAUCGAUAUGCACUCCUAAACAAACUAAGACUAUUACUGCUAACGGAGGGACAACCCUUGUAUCUGGUGAAGGAUCUGUACGCAUAUCCAACACCAUGAAUCUGAACAAAGUCCUUGUUGUUCCCUCAAUAUCUUCAAAUCUGUUAUCUAUAUCCCAAAUAACAAAAAAUCUGAACUGUUUUGCAACUUUCUGGCCUGAUAAGUGUAUGUUCCAGGACAUCAAGACUCACCGGAUUCUUGGCUAUGGUACUAGGCGGGGGGGAGUUAUAUUAUCUUGAAGAUCAAAAGCAUGGUGAAGCUCUCAACACCGGAAUAGCUCAAGGGAAUAAGAAGUUGACAUGAUUAUGGCAUCUUAGGCUAGGACAUUUGUCAUUUAGUUACCUUAAAAAAUUAAAACCAAGCUUGUUUAUCGGAAAAGAAGAUGACUACGAGUGUGGAGUGUGUGAAAUGGCCAAAAGUCAUAAAACUGUGUAUGCUCCAAGUGAUAAUAAAAAUUCGAUUCCGAUGUAUGGGGACCAGCUCGAAUCUCUACACCUAGUGGAGCUCGUUAUUUUGUAACAUUUAUCGAUGAAUGUACUCGUAUGAUAUGGAUUUCUCUUCAUAAACACAAAUGAGAAGUGUGUUCAGUGUUCCAGGAGCUAUAUCGAAUGGUUAAAUCACAAUACAGGUGUGACAUUCAGGUUCUACAAUCUGACAAUGAGAGCGAAUAUGUUAAUCACAAGAUGGAAAGAUUCUGCAAGGAUAAUUCCAUACGACACCAAACCUCAUGUGUUGGAAACCGACAACUAUUAGAGAUUGUUCGGGCAUCCUUGUUUGACAUGAAUGUUCCUCGUCACUACUGGGAGAAGCAGUUCGGUCGACUGCUUAUCUCAUGAAUAGAAGUAGACGGAUCCGUUGAAGAAAAUAUGGAGGAAGAGAACAUACAAAUGCAGAUUACUCCAGACAAUGAGAUGGAAGUAGACGGAUCCGUUGAAGAAAAUAUGGGACCAGAGGCUGGAGAAAAUAGCCGAUGCAAUGAGGACACAGAUGGCAUCACUUCAAUUCACCUUCCGUCACUACCACAGGAAUUGUCUACGAUAACCUCAAGUCCUAACGAAUUGUUUUUGCAGGAUAUUCCAGACACAGAUGGUGUGCAUGAGACGUCUCCCGAGCCCAGGUAUCCAGUAAGGCAGAAUCCAGGAGCCCCGAAAAAGAAUUAUCAACCCGAUCUUAGGGCAAAAGCCAAAUAUCCCAUUAAUAAUUAUGUGUCUUCUCACCGGCUGGCCAAAUCUCGGACUCUCUUAAUACGACAACUAUCCUCAGUGUCUAUUCCAAGUGACGUCUAAGAAGCAAUGAAAGACAUAAAAUGGAAGAAAGCUAUGAACGACGAAAUGGAGGCCUUACAGAAGAAUCAUACAUGGGAAUGGGUGACUCUUCCUCCGGGAAAGAAGACAGUGGGUUGCAGGUGGAUAUAUAAUGUCAAACUAGACUCCGACGGGAAUAUUAACAGAUAUAAAGCCAGACUUGUAGCGAAAGGGUACACUCAAAAAUAUGGGAUUGAUUAUGGAGACACUUUUGCUCCCGUAGCAAAGAUAAACACCAUUCGUAUUCUUCUUUCUAUAGCAGCAAAUGAAGACGGGUCGUUACGACAAUUUGAUGUCAAAAAUGUAUUUCUAAAUGGUCACCUGGAUGAAGAAGUGUACAUGGACCCUCCUCCUGACAUAUACCGCAAUGGAAAAGUGUGUAAGCUGAAAAGGGCAUUAUAUAGGUUAAAACUGUCCCCCAGAGCCUGGUUUGGGAGGUUUUCAACCUUUAUGAAGAAGAGUGGAUACAAGCAGAGUGAUGCAGAUCACACACUCUUUGUCAAAACACAAAAGAAGAGCAUAACAGCCUUGAUUGUAUACGUUGAUGAUAUGGUAGUUACAGGAAAUAAUCCCAAAGAAAUGGCUAUUCUCCAGAAGGUACUUGCAGCAGAGUUCGAACUAAAAGACCUUGGGAACCUAAAAUAUUUCCUAGGUAUAGAAGUUGCUAGAUCAAAACAAGGAAUAUCUAUGUGUCAACGAAAGUAUGUGUUGGACCUACUAGCAGAGACAUGUAUGCUUGACUGUCGGCCAGCUGAAACACCAGUAGAAGUAAAUCACUGAUUGAUGAUACGCCGGCCGGAUCAAGUCCCAACAAAUAAAGAAAGGUAUCAAUGGCUAGUUGGGAAGCUGAUUUACUUAUCACACACUCGGCCAGACCUAACAUAUGACGUUAGCGUGUCUUCUCCAGGAAAAGGAAUAUUUUUUGCAAAAAAUCAAAGUGCAGGUGUUAGCGGAUACACGGAUGCAGAUUGGGCAGGAGAUGGAACUGAUGGAAAAUCAACGUCGGGAUACUUCACAUUUGUUGGAGGCAAUCUUGUCACCUGGAGAAGUAAAAAACAGAAGGUCGUUGCUAGGUCAAGUGCAGAAUCAGAGCUUCGAGGAAUGGUUCACGGUGUUUGUGAACUACUAUGGAUAAAACGUAUAUUAAGAGACCUUGGGAUUAGGCUCACAAAUCCAAUGAAGCUAAAUUGUGAUAACCAAGCGGCAGUGAAGAUUGAAAAUAACCCCGUUCAUCAUGAGAUGACAAAGCAUGUGGAAGUC